UGUGUCUACUGCAUUGUGGUUGUUUUUAUUGCAGCUGUGGAGGGCUCUCGGCCGUUAAGACGAGUAAAGCGGAUUAUUGGUGGUCAUCCGGUGCUUAAAGGAGCUUACCCCUGGGCGGUGUCAAUACAGGCGAGGCGCUACCAUGGUCUAAACGCCGUGUUCAGACCAAACAACGAACACUACUGCGGGGCUGCUCUGAUCAAGCCUGAUUGGAUCGUCACUGCAGCUCACUGCUUGUACACAGAAGAUGACAACGGGAACUUGGAGAGUCCAUUACUCAGCGUAGGAUAUACAUGUGAGAUGGCUCAUUGUUUAGAGCCUGGAUUUACCGACCGAAAGCCGGGAGUGUUCGAACGUGUCAAAGGAUUGUUUCGUCGAGCAUUCAAUGCGAUUUUCGGAUACGUGAAACUUCAACCCUACUACCACGUGAAAAAGAUCUUUCAUCACCCGAAUUACCGACCAGGUGACCUGGAGUAUGACAUUGCACUCUUCCAGCUGAAAGAAGAACCUGUGUUGCGAAAAAUCGCGGGUUUGGGAUUGGUUGAACUUCCCGAUCCAAUGUGGGGUGACAGAUGGCCGGCUGCCGGGCAAACUUGCAUUGCAGUGGGCUGGGGAUGCAGUUUUGCCGAAGGUCCUCCUUCCAUGAAGGGUCAAUUCAUCGAACUGCCUGUUCUGUCCCCCAGUGUCUGUCGUCGUAUGUACUCGGCCUACAUCAAUUUGACCACAACACAUGAAUUCUGUGCCGGGUACCACAAUGGGAACAAGGGGAUUUGUCCCGGUGACAGCGGUGGACCUUUGGUCUGCCAGGCCAUCGAUGGGGAGAUGAAGUUGGCCGGAGUUGUGUCUGCCACUCAUUCGAAACAACCAGCUGAUUUUCCGGCAAUUUUCACACGAGUUUCCUACUUCACCGAUUGGAUCAAUUCAGUCAUUGAAAACAAUCCGCACGAACAACAAAGUAACCUGUUCUCGUUCCUGCAUCUGCACAACUAAAUCAGAGUUGUUGAACACCCGGAAUCUCCCGUGUCCGCGGACUGUUGAACAAUGUUCCCAAACGUGACCAACCAUGAGUUUUAUGUCAUUCCAACCGUUUUCCUCAGGCGUCUUCAAUGUAACAGACGCAUGAUAACUCAUCGAUUAAGCACAAAUUAGCUAGCUAGCAUUAUAUCAAGCAGGGUGGGGAACAUUUUGAAUGUCCACGAAAAAACUUGGGAGUGAAUGAUGCGAAUGAAAUAACAAGAGAAUAGCCGAAAGCAUUAUCACAAUUCUCCCAUUCAGUAUGAAAAAUUUUUGCCUCACCUAUGAUUGAUUGAUGUGUGUCAUUGAUUAUUUUCAGUGUAUCAAAUUCUUAAACACCAAGUGUUUGGAUCAUUUCCGACAGCAUCUCACGAAUUCAAGUUAAUGUGUGUGACCGGACCGAUUGUACGUUCUAGUUUGCCUCAUAAUUGUACUCGUCCGACGCUUUGUAUGAUCGCUUCAUCUGUUACUGUCAAAUUUUGUGUAUCAUGGCUGAGGAACCCGCAUAAACCGUUUGACGAAACACAAGUUGUUAAUGGAAUACAGGAGUCAAUGUGCAUGGAAAAUAGCCGUUACACCGAACCGUCCAAGACCUCACGAGUUGUUGAACAGAACAUACCGUUUGUCAGAGUUUGCAAACACAACUAUUUGUGGAAAUCUAAAAGGAGCAAUCUGGGUUUUAGACCCUUUGUUUAAUUUUCAUGUUGAGGACAGGACACGGAAUAUCUUCAGCAAACUAGUAUCCUGCAUUCCACACAUUCUUACAAACGUGUUUUUAAGGUGCGUCAUAUCACAUGAUGAUUAACGCCCGUUGAAUCAGUAAAUUCUCGGUUUCGCUGUCCUCAGCGCAGAGAUGCUCCCCGCGGUCACAGCAACAAGUGUUGCGAGUUGCAUAUGCCAGUCGACUUUCAAAUUGCCUCGGAUGGGCGGAACCCUAUAUAAUUGGCGUUAUCCCGUGUGUCAUCGCAAGUCAUGCAGACGGAUGAAACGGUCAGCCACGUGGUCGUCUUGUUUCCACUUGUCAAGAACCACCCUUUCGUAGAACCUAUCUGACGGAAACAAAGUACUUUCAACCCGGAGACUUCACUUCCGUUGUAAAAAACAAUGGGAACCGCCAGAACCGUGUGC
Opisthorchis viverrini is the source of this 2142-nucleotide messenger RNA. RefSeq lists its product as hypothetical. The transcript is spliced from 6 exons. Gene Ontology annotation, biological process: proteolysis. The record is from RefSeq and is a predicted model, not a curated record. Gene Ontology annotation, molecular function: serine-type endopeptidase activity. Lineage: Eukaryota; Metazoa; Platyhelminthes; Trematoda; Opisthorchiida; Opisthorchiidae. The annotation marks the transcript as partial.